Caretta caretta (loggerhead turtle) is the source of this 1700-nucleotide messenger RNA. RefSeq names its product solute carrier family 25 member 33 (gene SLC25A33). NCBI's taxonomy places the organism in Eukaryota, Metazoa, Chordata, Testudines, Cheloniidae. Gene Ontology annotation, cellular component: mitochondrion. Gene Ontology annotation, biological process: pyrimidine nucleotide import into mitochondrion. Gene Ontology annotation, molecular function: pyrimidine nucleotide transmembrane transporter activity. The record is from RefSeq and is a predicted model, not a curated record.
GUCGCGGAGCCGGUAGCAGGAGCCGGCGGCGGAGCCAUGGCGGGAGCCCCGCAGGAGAACACGCUGCUCCACCUCUUCGCGGGGGGGAUUGGGGCCCAAUUCAAAACCUCCCCUGCUUCGCAGAUUCCAAAAGGAAACAGCCAGCAAAGCCCUCUUGAAAAGCCUGCUGGAAAAGAUUGGGUUUGCAGUAUGCCCUGAAGGUCAACCAGCUCAAGCUAUUUCAGACCAAAGGUGUGGGGCAGAUUCCAAAGAUGAGGAAGAUACAAGGAGUCCUCAUGGAGAACCUUCCUGGCUGCUCUCAGUUACAUCCAAAGUUGCUCUAGUUUGAUCGCUGCCAAUGUGUUAAGUUGCAUCACUGCAUCUGCAAGAGGUGUUUCAAACAGGUGGCAACCGUUUGUGUCAAGGACAAGAUUUUCUUGACCCUUGUGCGGGGGUACAGUUGGUGCCAUUGUUACCUGUCCCUUAGAAGUAAUAAAGACCAGGCUCCAGUCUUCAAGGCUAGCUUUCCGGACUGUCUACUAUCCUCAAGUCCAGCUGGGGACGAUCAGUGGGGAAGGAAUGGUCAGGCCGACAUCUGUAUCACCCGGACUUCUCCGGGUUCUAAAGUCAAUUUUGGAAAAAGAAGGACCAAGGUCGCUCUUCCGAGGAUUGGGUCCAAACUUGGUUGGAGUGGCACCAUCAAGGGCGGUCUACUUUGCAUGCUACUCCAAAGCCAAGGAGCGAUUUAAUGGCACUUUUGUGCCCAACAGCAACAUUGUGCACAUUUGCUCAGCAGGCUCUGCAGCUUUUGUCACAAAUUCCCUGAUGAACCCUAUAUGGAUGGUGAAAACCAGAAUGCAGCUGGAACGGAAAGUCAGGGGUUCAAAGCCGAUGAAUGCUUGGCAGUGUGCUAGAUACGUUUACCAGACAGAAGGGGUCCGUGGUUUUUACAGAGGCUUGACGGCCUCCUAUGCUGGGAUUUCGGAGACCAUUAUCUGCUUUGCUAUUUAUGAAAGUUUAAAGAAGCACCUGAAGGAUGUCCAGCUGCCCCCUUCCCCUACUAAUGGGACCAAGAGGAACUCCACAAACUUUUUUGGACUGAUGUUUGCUGCUGCUGUUUCUAAGGGCUGUGCCUCCUGUAUUGCUUAUCCGCAUGAGGUCAUACGGACAAGACUGCGAGAGGAAGGCACAAAAUACAAGACUUUCUUUCAGACGGCUCGUCUGGUAGCACGUGAGGAAGGCUACCUGGCUUUCUAUAGAGGACUCUUUGCGCAGCUCAUCAGGCAGAUACCAAACACAGCCAUUGUGUUGUCCACCUAUGAGCUAAUUGUGUACCUGUUGGAAGACCGCACUAAGUAGCAGAGCCAGGGAACAUCCUUUGGAAAAUAAAAACUGACUUGAGCAAAUAGCCAUUUAAGAGACUGAUACAGGUGAUGAAGAUGGAAAAUAGCUAUGAGUCUCUGAUCACCUGCUGGACACUUUUUUCCUUUUGGAUUCAUGCUUUCUGGAAGGGUUCAACUCAUUAACGUUAAUAGUUAAUUAAACUUUUUAACUUAAGGAGAGAUGAUUCAGAAUUAAACUGCUACUAAAUUAAAUCAUGCAUUUAAUUUAUGUAUGUUUUGUUUGUCCUUUUCUUUAAGCACAGGUAUAUGUGGCAUAUAUGUACCUGUGCUAUUGAGAUGUCUCUUGGAUUGAUAGUCAUUAAAACUGUAUUGAAGUGG